GUAUAUCGAUCCCAAAGUUCCUGUUGCCAGCGCCGCCAUAUUUCUCGACAGAAAGCAACGACGCCAACAGGUAUCACAAAGGUAACAAAGAAAAUCGUUCAAAACAUCUGUGACAUAUGACUUUUGUGUAGAACUUUCAAAUGUGUAUGUGCCUUCAAUCAAGACAAUGAGUACAGACACACGGACUGCUAAUUCUGGGAAGAAGAAAGGUGGUGGAUUUUUAUCGCGUCAGGCGAAAGCGAAAUCACAGACUGAAUGUGUGACAGAGGAAGAACUUUUGAAGAGGGACGUUGUGACGCCAGAUGAUGUAUUACGACUAAGUAAAACGACAGAGAAGUACCUGUGCCCACCUGAGGCCAAUGUUUAUGGAAUCGACUUUACCCGCUUCAAGCUGCGAGAUAUGGAGUCUGGCACAGUCCUGUUUGAAGUAGCUAAACCUCCCCCGCCUGAAGAUGGGGAAGAUGCUGACCUUGACCUUGAAGAUAGCGAUCCUAAUGCUGGGCGCUUUGUCAGAUACCAGUUUACACCACAGUUUCUCAAACUGAGGACAGUCGGAGCCACUGUGGAGUUUGUAGUUGGAGACAAACCAGUCAACAAGUUCCGCAUGAUUGAAAAGCACUACUUCAGAGAGAAGAUGCUCAAAUGUUUUGACUUUGAGUUUGGAUUCUGCAUCCCCCACAGCCGGAACACAGUGGAGCAUAUAUAUGAAUUCCCACUUCUCAACCAAGAAGAAAUCCAAGACAUGAUCGACCACCCUUAUGAGACCCGCUCUGACAGUUUCUACUUCGUGGAAGAGAAGCUGAUCAUGCACAAUAAAGCGGACUACGCCUACAAUGGUGGUGCCUAGUGGGGCACAUCUCAUCACAUCUCUAUUAACUGACAGUCUGGACUAGUUCUUUUGAUGGGACAGACUCAACCCUUCCUUAUUCUACAGGGAAAGUCUGCAGGAGCUGUAACCUAUCUGACAACUAAGGAUACAUGUAUAAACCUGUAUAUUGGUCACAAUAAUGUCUUGUUAAAAGGAACUGAAAUAUUUUAAGCCUGAUUUGUUCUUUAAUUAAAAGUUCUAACUUUCGCUUUGAUUGAAAUUCAAACAUGACCUAUCUCGGUUGUAGUUGUGUUGUUAUCGUGACACAGAUUGGUUUUUAUGUUACUUUGGCAUGUCAAACAGGAUUCAGUUUAGUAAUGUUUUUAUACACAUUAUAAACUAUGACAAAAAUAGUUUAAGCUGUUGUAGUUCAGGGGUGGAUAUAACUUUAAAAUUGCUAGUGUACUCCGGUACAGUGGCACAUGUAAAAUCACUUGCCCUGAUAAUUUUUCCACUAUAAAAUAAACAACAUAAUUAACGUUGGAAAGCCAACUUGACACAGGUACAGCGUGAUAUACAAAUUUGCUUGCCCGGCAGGCAAAAACACUGGACUGGGACGUCGGGCAAUGGGUUAUUUCCACCCCUGUAGUUUGUGAUCACAGCAUACUAUUACAGAAAUCCUACCUCGUGCUUAACAUGGAGUAAAGUUUUUCAUGCAGAAACAAAUAGCAAUAUUCAUACCAAAGUUUGAGUGAACAUCUUUUGUCUUUACUUGUUGGUGUUAAGCUAGAUGUAUAUUCUACUCUACACAGAGAAUGAAUAUGAUCAUGAUGAUCUUUACGAUGAUGAAUAUUGUAAAAAUCACAUGUACACAUAAAGGGAUAACAUUUUAUGAAUGGAAUCACCUGCUCAAAUUAUCAUUUACAUGGAAAAAUGUACUGAAAAUAAUCUCAGCCUUGGCUCUUAAUUCUUGCUAUCAAAGAGUAAUUUUAUUUCAUGCAUUAAUCUUAGUCCAGACUUUUAGUUUUGUUUGGUUUACAGAUUUUCACCCCCAAAUUCAGGUUGACAGCAUACUGCGGGUCAGAAAAUCGAUAAACUAGGCCCUGGUUUAGUAUCCACAUGCCUUACUAUAUAAUAUGUAAAGGUUCAUCACAGAAAUACGGUGACAUGAUCGAAAACCGGACAAUUAUGAACACGUCAAUGAAUAUAUCGUAUUUUAAAGGUCUCACAAGUUUCAAAAGCUUUUGUCCAUAUCUCUGAUGUGUGUAGGGGGCAUUUAAAUGCGCUUUCCGUGGGGAUGCAUUUGAUGGUUUUUAUCAAAUCGCCAAAGACCGAGUAAGGGGUGUGGAUACUAAACCGGGGCCUAGUUUAUCUAUGGUUGACAGGUAGAAAAAUAUAUACAAAUGGUGUAUUUUUCUUUUUUGGCAAUUUGUCAUUAUUACUUUUGUUUGGAAGUUUUUAUGAUAAAUUGUCAACAGGUUCUAAUUAAAGUAUUUUAAAUCAUUUAUUUUUUAUUGAUAGGGACAGUGAGAUUUUUGAGAUUGUAUUCAUUUCUUGUUGAUGGAAUAAUAAGCCCAUUGCUCUUCUUUUCUUUUAACACUUCUGUGAUUUCUAAUUCAGGUUUUACAAAAAAAGGUUUGGCCGUGUAUGUCUCACAAUCCUUGUGACAGCUGUUCUCUGAUCUCAUCUAAAACCAUCCCUGUACACAUUUAUAGAUUCCAGUUGUUUUACAUGUAUUCUAGCAACGGACAUCCGUUAUUUAAUUCCGUUGAUCUGAACAAAUGUGAAAUGUUCGCUGGAUAAUUUAAUUCCUUGUUUAAUGUGGAUAUUUUCACCAGUGGUUGGGGAUAUAAUAGAAUUUAUUUUGUGACGGUAUUUUCGAGUGACAGUAGUCUCAGAAUGUGAGUAUUUAUUGGCACAUUGUUGUAUAUUUCUGAUUGCAUGCAUUAUAUUUAUGUUUGCUGUCCUUUGUCUCAGUAUUACUGUCUCCACACACGGCCUUGUCACAGAUCUCUCCUUGCUUGCAAACCAUAAGUUGCUGACAGGUCUCGAGGUUACGAAAACCCAUGUUCUCUGAGGGGCUUGGGGACAACUAAUGUAUCUUACCACACACUGAAUGGAUGUAGGUCUCGCAUUCAUACUGUGGUCGGAAUCUGUAAGAAUACCACAGACUUUUAAUCUGUUCAUUAGCAGAUGGCAGAAAACUAACUUAUACCCACUAGAUCUAUUUCAUUUUGAAAAUUUUGCAAAUGUCCUGAGAAUGACGUCUUUGACCAUUAAAUGGAGAUGUAAAACUGGUUGCAUGUAGGUAUUGUAAUGCAUUAGCUAUUACAUUUUGGUCAUUUGAUUGAGAAACAUAAAAAUGAACCUUACCGGUUAAUGAUAGGGAAAAUAACAAAAUAGUUUGAAAGCCCUUGAAUUUGGAGAAAACUUUCAUGUUCUUGUUGAUAAAAGUAUUAAAAUUCAUGACAGAUUUAGUUUGCCUUAUUUGAUAGUUUUUAAAAUAACUUGUCAGAAAACUUGUGAUGUCCAUACAAUUUCCAAGGAUUUCAGACAAAUAUUAUAGUAAACAGGAUUUUAAACAAGAUGGACAGACUAAGGCUAAUAACCCAAGGAAAAAAGCCUUGAUACGACAGUGAUGAAAAGGCCUUGAAUUUUAGUAUUCCCUGUCAUCUGACUCUUUUACUUACAUCACUGUGUGGGUCAUGGUUUCUGACCUUGGAAAACACUUACAUCUGUGUCGUGACUGGUUUCAAGGCCAGAGGUGAGGUUUGCGACAUGCCUCCAAUGCGUUCACAUUCCAUUCCUGUCAGGGUUUGUUUUGUGUGUCCUAGUUUAUUCUUCUCACUCAUUGCUAGUCCGAAACGAUUCACAAUACGAUACAUAUCACAAUGAUAUAUUCAAAAUACUAUCCAUAUCAUGAUCAGGGGUCUGUAUUCCCAUUUGCUUAAGUGCAGGUAAACAAAAAGUACUUCUCCUGGGUUACAUUUGUGUUGUUUUGUGAUGUAAUGACACCGUAGUGAUCUGCGCUAUGACUAUCACAAGUCUAAGUAUUCGAUUUCCGAUCUUCUCACCGCUACAAACAGUUUGUGAAACGGGAACCAGAAUAUAGUGUAUAGACCAGUAAAUGCAUAGGUUGAACUAUUGUGAAAUCAUAAUGCAUAUGUGAAUAGACCAGUAAAUGCAUAGGUUGAACUAUUGUGAAAUCAUCAUGCAUAUGUGAAUCGUUUCCACAUAAUUACGUUGUCACUUGUAUUCCCUUAGAAGAUGCAAAUCUGAAAUCCUCAAUUUCUUUUCCAUUUAUCUGAUGUGUUUAUUUUUUAUUGUAUUGUAUUGAAAUGAUUCCAGGAAUUAGAAAUAAUCAGUUCAGAAUUCGGUUUCAUUGUUCUGUGCUGGUGAAUGUAUUCAGCUGUGCCUGUACUAAAUACAACUGUCAUGAAAUACACACUCCGACGUGGGAGAAUCCGGAUAAAAUAUAUGUUUAAACUGUCAUCUUGUAAGUAGUGGUCAAAUGAAAUCAUUGAAUGAUUUGUCAUUCAGUUGAUAUGUUGUUAUUUGGAUAUUCACUAUAUGUACUUGCGUGCAGUAGUUGUCUCCCCUUGAUUUCUGUCCAGUUUGAUGAAAGAGUAAGCGACAGUGCAUGCCACCAUCUUGUUACAAGGAUCCCAGGCUGUGAGACAAUCGUCAACCAUUUCCAACAUCUUUCUCAGGAGUGUACAAAGACAUAGGACGCCACGAUGAUACAUGCGUUCUUAAUUUCUUACAUAACACGAUAUGGCUGAAAUAUGCCGAUUUGACUUAAGUCUUAACUCACUCUAUUGGCAUAACAAUUUUGAAUAGAGAGAACAAUAUCCAUUCUUUUGAUCUCUUGUAGGAAUGUCUUUUAAGUUUGAGUUAUUGAACAUUAAAAAUCCUAUCUACGUAUCAGCACUGGUUAUUUCUGUGUGGACACAUGGAUUUUCUCACCAAGGUUCAAGUUUCUGGCGUGUCUGAUAUUACUUCUAGGAUAACACGAGGUUCUGAACUUACUCAAGUAAUGAUUAUCAUCCUUACGGUUAUUAAUGUUAAAUGCCACAUCAGCGAAAAAGUGCAUAAUACUGCAACUGAAAGUUCACAGUGCUUGGUUAGAAUCGUCUCGCACAGUUCAUAGGUGCUUUUAAGUUUGCUCAAAUACAAGGUGCAAUGAGUGUUUUAAAAUCAAAACUGGACGUCGAUUGGAAAGAUUUCAAAUUCAGUAUAUAAUAGUGUCACAGGAACAGUGCCAAGAUUUGAUGAAGUCAACUGUUUUUCAUCUGAUUAUUGAGAAAUAUUAAGUUUGAAUCUACUAAAUAUUUUUAUCAAGUUGAGGUCAUACAAAGUACGACUAUAGACUGAGAUACUUGCUUUUGUUGAUGAGUUUGUUGUAGUAGGUUUAUGUUGUGGAAAAUGCUGUUCAGUUAUCCUUUCUUACCUAGAGAUGUUGCUGUGCCAUGCUUGUUAGACUGAAGUUGUUUCACACUGUUCAGGGACUUGCCAUCUAUUACAGGGGAGGUGGUGAGCUAGCCUAGUGGUUAAAGCAUUUGCUUGUCAUGCCAAAGACCCGGGUUUGAUUCCCGACAUGGGUACAGUGUGUAAAGUCCAUUUCUGAUAUUGCUUGAAUAUUGCUAAAACUGGGGUAAAAUGAAUACACUCACUCACUUGUCUAUUACAGGGUUGAUGGGUUAAGGUUUUUAUGCACUAAUGUAUUGAAAAUAAUGACUGACCCCCCUCAAAUAUGUGUCAAAUUUUUGGAUGACUCUCCACAUGUCGAUGUAUAUUUCUUCAUCACCCUGCCUGAGAAGAUAAUGCAAAAGCAUUUUAUUUUAUUCAUAACCCUUCCAAAAUAUGUGUAUAUUUGUUCAUGACCCUGAGAAAGAAUCAUGUAUUUGGCGAUUUCCUCUGAACCAUCCUCUAUAAUACAUGACAAGUCCCUGAACCAGAAAUAAAAGUUCUAGUACUUGAUCAUUGUAACUUUAGUUUCAGAAUUAUUGUACAGCUUGAUUUUAGUUUCACUCAAGAUGUGAAUGACAAAUUGUGCCUUUAUCCUACACACAAAGCAAUGGUUGCUCUAGUGGGGAAUUGUUUAAUAGGAAUACACGUUUCGUGCAUAUAUGAGAAGCCUGUUGAAAUGGAGAACUGCAUGAUAGUGGACAUGUUGUGCACAACACGAAACAUUUGUUCUGGAAAUCAAUGUGUUAAUCCUAAGUUAUUAAAUCUCCUGUUCAGGCAUGUAAGGGUUUAAUAUUGCUGAUGAUUAGAAAUGACAGAAAAUGUUUCAGAUAGGUUUCAGAGCUAUAGACCAAUGGAUAAUUUUGUGUCCAGAAAGGCAAUCAAAUCAAACUGAACUUGUUGACAACAGUUGGUAUUUCAAACAUGAGUAUGUUUCAGACCUGCUGUUAUUGAAGUGAAUUACCUAGACCUGUUAUUGCUGAGCAUUGUGUUGUCGUGUUUGUUGCCAUGUGGCAGACAAGACAAUUCCUCCUCAUGUUUGAAGAUGCUGAGUCAAAUAUAUUCCUUUAUGUUUCUAGGAAUUUAUGAAUUGCCACUGGACCACGGUUAUCAAAUACUAAGCCCAUGUUUCCUGACAAUGACAGUACAGUAUGAGUUACUUAAUUCAAUAACCAUUUUGUGAGUGGAGUGCAGGUGCUUUUCUUUCAUUUUGUCUGAAAGUGGUAAUUUUGACAACAUCCAGGAAGCGUAAAACUUAGCACCAAAGACGUAGUACACAUUGCAGUACAGUGUGGACAAGCAGGUUCUGUCAGGACAGAUUCACUGGAUUCUUGCUCAGCAGCUGUUCCAGUACUUCAUCCCCUUACAAUUGGGGUCAGGUGGACACAAUGUGGCACAUAUGGACAGUAUGGGUACCUGACUGGGAAAACCUGUAUUCAGUGGAGAUGCUGACUUCACGGCCCAUCCAUCAUCUUGAGAUGCUGCAGCUCCAGGAUCAGUGUGAAACUAAAACGUUGGCUGUCAUGGGUAACCAGUUAAUGAUGGAUAGCAGCUCACUCAAAUACAGAUAUCAUUUUGUCCUAGACAUUCAUCACAAGGACUUUGAUCACCUGGUGGUCAAAAGGGCAGGAUAACUUCACAAGGUCAAUGUUAGGUUUGCCCAGAUCAGUUUUGUCAUCAAACCCAUGGGUUUGCCCAAGUGUUGAAUUUAAAUGGCCAGCAUCACUUUGGGAUUAGGACCCACAUUGAUCUAGUAUGCCAUGAAUGGGCACAAUUGCUACUCAGACCUGACCUGGUUGUCUCUCAUCAUCAUUAGAACCAUGAAGCCCAUUUCUGGUGUCCCCCACCGUGAUAUUGCUGGAAUAUUGCUAAAAGCUAAAAAUAAACUCACUUACUCAUGUGAACCAAACAUGUUUCAGUUACUUCAUUCCUUGACCAGGUUUGUUGGGUAGAGUAUUGAUUAGGGUGUUUGCCUUGCACACAGAUGAUCCAUCCCUGGAUGUGUUCCACCUUUGUAAAACCGCCAUGUUGCUGAAAGCGGCUUGCAACUUGCACAAAGCACUGUCCUUGUCCUCAGUGUCCUAGACUAUCUGACCGGUCGUUGAUCAGUUCACCUCGUUCCAAAAUACUGAAGCUAUGACUAUCAAUUUCUAUUCGAUUCUUCAUGAGUGUUCAUGCUUCUAAAGCUUAUAUGAUGUUUUGGAACAUGGCCUGGAUCAUACCAAUCUCACCAAAUUCAGACUGUUUGCAUCGAAAUGAAACCUGGGUCCAGAUCAAAGAACACCUGUAAUAAAUUGCCGCAGAUUGACCCUGAGGAACUUGGAAUACCCAAUCAAAAUACAGGAUGUAUAGAUGCCACUGUGCUUGCUCAUGGAUAAAAUAUCUCUACAAUAUGGGAUUAUUUUAUUAACAUUCUUAUUUUCUCGAUUCUGUGGAGACUUAUGGGUCUGUCCUCAGAUCUUUACAGAUGUGGGGCGUGAGGUAGCCUAGUGCUUAAAGCAUUUGCUAAUCACGCCGAAGACCCAGGUUUGAUAACCAACAUGUGGAGAAUGUGUGAAGCCCAUUUCUGGAGUCCCCUGCCAUAAUAUUGGUGGAAUUUUGCUAAAAGCGGCAUAAAACUAAAAUCACUCUCACUCACACAGCUGUAUCAUGUUGAAAACUGACAAUUAUAACUCAAUACUGAAGUGUCUUUCUAGGCUAAGACUGCUUUAGGUAACAUGGCCCUGACUUGGAGGUUUGGAUAAUUCAGGAUAUAUUUACAAAGGGUAUUUAGUUUUAAGCCUCAAUGAAAAAGCUUUACACAUGAAUUGGUACACACUUUUAACUUGGAUAUGAAGUAACCAGGCUCAAGCCAUUUGUAUGCACCAUCGUAUUACAGUCGUCCGUCCAUCGCACACCUGCACUGGCCACUGACCCACUGCACAAGGAAGGAUAGCCAUCUGAAGUUUCAUCCCCUCUCGUCUUGCUCUACUGGUCAGCAAGAUGACCUUUCUACCAGUGACUAUGUUAUAUAUCUCCAGAUACGCUGGUCAAGUGAAAGUCUUGUUGCAGGAUCGUAAGAUUGGUAGUUAAUCAUGUAGAAAAGUUUGUGUAGAUACAUUGUUGUUUUGCACGUUUGUGUUGUUUAAUUCAAACUAUAUACUGGUCACACACUGGACACUACCUGUCUGGGAAGCUUUAUUUGUAUAGUAAUUUACUUACCUUGUUAGUGCUGGGUGCUCAAGUAAUUGAUUUCUGGGGAGUUAACAAGUUUUGGGGGGUGGGGCAAAAUGUAUAGUUAUGUACACAUUUUGUUUCAUGAUGCUUAUAAAGUAACAGCCCAUUUCAUUGUUUUUGGAUUCAUAAAGCAGAUAUUGAUAUUUUUCUACAAUAUAUUUAAGUCACAAAUUAUUAGUUAACAUUCCAUGGAUAGGGUCUUACAAGGGUUAACAGGAGAUUGUGCUGUGGUUAAUAGCACGACACUUAAUCAAAAUGAUUUAUGUAAGGGGAGUUUAGGAAUGUGUUGAAGAUUUUCAUUGACAGAAAAGAAAUAUUAUUCUGGAGUGUAUGUUGAAUGCACUCUGUAGACGAUGCUUACGUUCGAGUUGUUCUGACAUGCUGUUCUGUAGAGUCCAGUGAGCAGUGUGUGAAUUGUGUUUUCCAUUGAUUUUAUCAGAUGUGUAUACCUUUGAAGUAUCUUGUGGUCAAUAUUAUUUAACAUUACUUACAGUGUUUUGUAUUGUGAUUUUAAUAUGAUUUUAUCUUUUAUUUUAUCAAUGUUGAUUUGUUCAUAAUGUAAUGCCACACAUGUAGACUUUCCUCUCCACAUGGAGUGACACCUGCGGAAUCGUCUACCACAUGAUUGGAUCUCAAAGAAUCAUAUUUCGGUAAGGGUUCCCAAGGACUAAUACUGAAGUUUCUAGAUUUGGGUGGUUGUUUGGAGGUUGCGAGACUUGUGAUGUGGUAGAUGGUUCUGGUGGGUGUGAUUGUUCCAUACUGUACAUUGUCGAACAUAUCUGUCAUCAUUGUCAUGUUAUAUUGCAGCUUUAUUUGCAAUUAAAUAUGAGAAUUCUCAA
Messenger RNA from Haliotis rubra (blacklip abalone), 9330 nucleotides. RefSeq names its product protein unc-119 homolog B-like. NCBI's taxonomy places the organism in Eukaryota, Metazoa, Mollusca, Gastropoda, Lepetellida, Haliotidae. The coding region runs from base 167 to 847 and encodes 226 amino acids. Gene Ontology annotation, cellular component: cilium. Gene Ontology annotation, molecular function: lipid binding. Gene Ontology annotation, biological process: nervous system development; lipoprotein transport; cilium assembly. The record is from RefSeq and is a predicted model, not a curated record. The transcript has 5 exons.